AUGCUAAUUGGUUAUGUGGAUGAUUUAAUCAUCUCUGGGAAUGACAAGGUUGGAAUUCAGGAAACUAAGGACUAUUUACAUUCUGUUUUUGAUAUUAAAGACCUUGGUGAACUAAAAUACUUCCUUGGGAUAGAAGUGUGCCGAUCUAAAGAGGGCCUUUUCUUGUCCCAAAGGAAGUAUGCUCGAGAUAUUGUUCAUGAUGCAGGUCUUAAGGAUGCAAAACCCGCUAGAACUCCAUUAGAGGAUGCAUAUAAAGCUCACCAACAGGGGGAGAAUGAAGCUGAGAGUCUCUUUGAUGAUCCCAAGCUAUACAGAAGAACAGUUGGUAAGCUUAUAUACCUCACAAUAACUAGACCUGACUUGUGUUUUGCUGUGAAUCAGGUGAGCCAACAUAUGCAAGCCCCAAGUACAUAUCAUUGGAACAUGGUGAAUCGCAUUCUGAGAUAUCUCAAAGGAACCUUGGAGCAAGGGAUAUGGAUGGGGUGCAAUGGAAGCUCAGAAAUAGUUGGAUAUUGUGAUGCUGAUUGGGCUGGUGACAGAACUGAUAGAAGAUCAACAACCGGCUAUUGUACUUUCAUAGGAGGGAACUUGGUGACUUGGAAGAGCAAGAAGCAGAAGGUUGUGUCUUGUUCAAGUGCAGAAGCCGAGUAUAGAGCUAUGAGAAGACUUACAACCGAGUUGAUGUGGCUGAAGAUGCUUCUCUCAGAUCUUGGAAUAGA
This is a messenger RNA of Eutrema salsugineum, 719 nucleotides long. RefSeq lists its product as uncharacterized. NCBI's taxonomy places the organism in Eukaryota, Viridiplantae, Streptophyta, Magnoliopsida, Brassicales, Brassicaceae. The transcript has a single exon. The record is from RefSeq and is a predicted model, not a curated record. The annotation marks the transcript as partial.